Messenger RNA from Chenopodium quinoa (quinoa), 1844 nucleotides. Its product is annotated as receptor-like cytoplasmic kinase 176. Bases 204 to 1439 code for a protein of 411 amino acids. The transcript is spliced from 6 exons. Gene Ontology annotation, molecular function: ATP binding; protein kinase activity. The record is from RefSeq and is a predicted model, not a curated record. NCBI's taxonomy places the organism in Eukaryota, Viridiplantae, Streptophyta, Magnoliopsida, Caryophyllales, Amaranthaceae. Gene Ontology annotation, biological process: protein phosphorylation.
AUUGCUCCCACCUCUCAUCUUCCCCUGUCUUUUUCACUCUAUUAAAAUCUUUACUACAACUUGCUUAAAUUUCUGGGUAUUUUCCCUUUUUAAUUAUCUUUUUCUCACAUUCAAAUAAAUUCUACUCACCCCACCUUACCAGAUAUCAGUUUAGUUUCUGCAAAAAAAAAUUCAGGAGAAUUUUUCCUGAAUUUUUAGCUUUAAUGGGGUGUUGUUUAAGUAUUCAGAUUAAAGCUGAUGAAAGCCCUGUUCAUCAUUCUGGUGAUGGCCAUGAACGAGCUGGAUCUGAUAGAUUAAACCUAAGAUCAGAGGGAGAGAUAUUGCAAUCGUCGAAUUUGAAGAAUUUUUCUUACAGUGAUCUUAACCAAGCAACUCGCAAUUUUCGACCUGAUAGUGUGCUUGGAGAAGGUGGCUUUGGUUGUGUGUACAAGGGGUGGAUUGAUGAGCAUACCUUAGCACCUGCCAAGCCUCGUUCUGGAAUGGUCAUUGCAGUCAAGAGGCUAAAUCAUGAAGGGUUUCAGGGUCAUAAAGAAUGGGUGACUGAGAUCAAUUACUUGGGGCAACUACGACAUCCUAAUCUCGUGAACCUGAUUGGAUACUGCAUAGAGGAUGAGCACCGCCUGUUGGUAUAUGAGUUUAUGCCUCGUGGUAGCUUGGAGAAUCAUCUAUUCAGGAGAUCAUCUUAUGUAGAGCCUCUAUCUUGGAAACUCCGAAUGAAGAUUGUUCUUGGUGCUGCAAAGGGGCUUGCCUUCCUCCACAGCCCAAAGAUUAAAGUCAUUUAUCGAGAUUAUAAGCCUUCUAACAUACUCCUUGAUUCAGAUUUCGAUGCAAAGCUUUCUGAUUUCGGUUUGGCUAAAGAUGGGCCAUGUGAUGACCAAGGCUAUGUAUCCACACGAGUCAUGGGUACCCAAGGAUAUGCAGCUCCUGAAUAUGUAGCUACUGGUCACCUCACUCCAAAGAAUGACAUAUACAGUUUUGGGGUCGUUCUCCUUGAAGUGCUGACAGGAAGGCGAGUGUUAGAUGAAAACCGGGCUGUGAAGGAGAGGGACCUACUAAAAUGGGCAAUGCCUUACCUUCGGAAGGAAAAGGUAAGCAGGAUCAUGGACACAAGAAUCCAAGGACAGUACUCUUCACGGUCAGCCAAAACCAUAGGCAACCUUGUUAUCCAGUGCCUGUCAAUAGACCCAAGGUUUAGGCCAAAUAUGGAUGAGGUCGUCUCAACACUAGAGCAACUCCAAGACUGUAAACCCACGGGUGGUGAUUUAUACCCUGCUGUCCAUCGCGAUUUAUAUCCUGUCAACACUGAAGUGAAGAGUUCUAAUCGGCAAAACCAAGGACCCAAAAAUCGGAGGAGGAGUAACAUUGCUAAUGAAUUUUGUAAUGGUGGUAUUUUUAUUUCUCCCGAUACUACAUCAUCUAUACCACCUGUUCUAAGCUGACAUGAGUUCUUUAAUUUUCUUUUCUCAUCUUUCGGUUAAACUGUUGAAAGGAGGGUAGGAGUUCAGAGAGUGUAAGUGUUUCUCAUGUCGCGUAUGAUUUAGGAGCAUCUGUUAUGGAAUGAGAAGAGAUAGUUAGGUAGGUUGUGUUAGCAUUUGGGUUUUUUAAUGUAAAUUGAAUAACUUGGGUAAUGGGUGUACUAAAUCCCAUGCUUUGGGUUAUGAUUGUACAGCAAGUUUUAUUGUUGUAACUUUUUACAUUGUGUGGAGUAGAUUUAUUUUAACUUAUUUAACUUUUGUUUGUUUGAUAAUAUUUUUCAGAGGUGUUGUAAUGUAAAUAGAUUUGCUUGCUCCUCUGAGCUCAGUAUUCUGCAAUAAUAUGUCUGCAUGAUAUCAGACUUUUCCAUC